CUUAGGAACCGGUCAAGGGCUGAUACAUGCCUAAAUACUCUCCAUUCUGCAGAUUCUACGAGGCUGCCCUAGUGCUCAUACAGUUUGCCGCUUUAGGAAUGAGCCCAUCUUGUCUCAGCGCGUGAGACGCUGCCCCUCUAUCGGGUGAGUAUGUGCUAUCUGUUGAACAAUCUCGAGUCAUGCACGCUUGCUCCGCAGGUACUUUGGCCAUCCCGUCGUCAGGCCUUUACAGGCCCGGACAACACGGGAAGUAAGCCACAUAAGACCUUACUCGUGGGGAGACUCGCAUGCGCUCCUUCUGCGGCCCGCAAGCGUAAGUCACACAUCUUUCAUGGCUGUGGGCAUGCAUCUAGACAUCCACUUCUCUCAUCCUUUCACAUGUUUGCGAGUGUCGUCAAACACGAGUGUCGCUGUGGAAGUUAAUUCACGGAUCGUUACAUCCUCGUCGUACCGAUAUGCAAUCGGGCCAUACUUCUACGGAGCUCGAAGAUCGAUAUCUGGCCCCCAUGUCUUAUCGAAAGGCAGCAAGUGGAGCUCCGCCUCAGCUCUGAUCCUGUUCGAAGGAUGGGUGCAUAAUUGCCGAGCUCUCAAGCCAACACUGCAACGCUUCCUUCGCUCUGAAAGACUUUUAUCCCACAUGCAGUUGUUGUUGCAGAUGGCAUCACUGCCGAUAGCGUCUGACCAAGCUCAGACCUUUAGAAAGGUGUUUCCGCCGCACUUCUCUGACGUUUGCAUCUACACCAACUCUGCCGUUAUCUAUCAUGUUCUCAACCUUCAAAUUCCGAAACUCCAGUCGCAUGACUCAGAUUGACGUCCAAGCAGCGAAGGAGACACUCAGUAGAGGUAAAGGCAUACGCAAAGCCUGUAACUCAUGUCGAGUAGUGCAGGUGCUCAGGCCAGAGAUCUGGCUGUGAUAG
Aureobasidium subglaciale EXF-2481 is the source of this 917-nucleotide messenger RNA. RefSeq lists its product as uncharacterized. The coding region runs from base 332 to 811 and encodes 159 amino acids. The record is from RefSeq and is a predicted model, not a curated record. Lineage: Eukaryota; Fungi; Ascomycota; Dothideomycetes; Dothideales; Saccotheciaceae. The transcript has 3 exons.